Molecule: messenger RNA, 1942 nt
Organism: Pelagomonas calceolata
Lineage: Eukaryota; Pelagophyceae; Pelagomonadales; Pelagomonadaceae
Source: the annotation of a GenBank genome assembly
CCACUCGUACGGGACCGCGCCGCCGCGUGCACGCGCAGAGUGGGCUGGAGCGCAGCAGCACCAGCGACCAGCAAAACGAGCGUCGUGGCGCGCAUCGUGGCAGCUCUAUUGAUCGAUGCGAUGUCGAUUCGCGAGCUGCGGUGCAAAAAUCGGCAAGGGAGCCAGCCGUAUCAAGUCGAGGCAGUCGAGACAAGCUUAGCGGCAUAAAGACAUUAGCAAGCACGCCAAAAAAGCAACCCGAAGCCCUUUUUUGCGCCCAAGAGUCACAAGCCCAAGUAAUUGAGCAUCGGCACAAGCCCACAAAACACCAGAGCACGCAUCGGGCAGCGAUCGCGGCAGCCCCAUGCGGCGCCUCCUCGCCCUAGCCCUGACGGCCGCGGCGACCCCCGACGAGGGCUACCUCUUCGUCACCAAUCGGGGCGACGAGGCCGUCGCGAGCGCGCGGAGUUUACGCCGCGUCGCGCCGGCCGCCAACAUCACCUUCGUGUCCGACGCCGCGACGCUGCGGGACGUCGGGCCGUCGCUGCAAGUUUUUGAUGUUGUCAUACGAGCAGAAAAGGCCUUCCCGGACCUCGACGUGCACGACUCGCAGGGGUUUAGGUUGCAGAAGCUGCGGGGCGGCCUCGCGUCGCCCUACGAGCGCACGAUCUUCCUCGACAGCGACACCAGGGCCUGCAAGGAUCCUGGGAAAACGCUCUUCCCUUUAUUGAGGAACACGGACGUGGCCUGCGUCUGGGGCGGCCGCGGCAACCACUCCGGCGCGUCGGCCGGUGUUUUGGCGUUCUCCAAGAACGCGCGCUCGAACGCGCUCUGGCGCCACUGGGAGGCCAAAUACCGCACGGUCAUGCAACGGACGCGCCGCGAGCAGCCUUCUUUUCAAGUGGCCGUGCGCAAGGCGAAAGACGAAGGUCUAAGGGUGGCGAAAUUACCGAUGAUCUACAAUUGUCGCAACGUGCGCCACUGUAGAGCAGUGCAACUGAAGGACGGCACCUAUGCAGAUAAAGGUUGCACGGUCAUCCACGCCCACGACUUCGAGAGCGAUUUGCAGGACCACGUUGAACUAUCAACAAAAAAAAGCGACGACGGCGCGUGCCCGCCCCAUUUAUCCGGAGCGCACCGCGCCGUCGGUAUUAUACACCCGCCCGGGGCCUCCAGCAGCGUCAAACGGUUGUACGACGCCUUCAAGCAGCUCAAGAACGACAACGACUUUUCGGUUUGUGGCCGCGCCGACGAGGCGCAGACCAGGGACCUGCCCGCGUGCUUCGAGCAGUCCAAUAAGUACGCGGCGGUCGUCGUCGGCGCGUACAAGGUCCCGGACCUCACGCAAGUGCUGAGCAGUAAAGCUCCAGUUGUCGUCGCCUUUGUCCGACACCCGCGCGAGCGCAUGGCUUCUUUGCAUUUAGCGCUCGUGACGAUGGAGGCCAUCCAGCAGUGCCUCGGGAGCGUGGACUUCAGUGGCAAAGGACCGGGCCACUCUCCCUCGUGCUUCAUGACCGAAGGGCACGAUGUUGAUAAUGCGGACGCGAAGUGGCUCUGUGGUUCUUCCCAAUGCAAUACCGUGGACGAGGCCUGGGCCGUGGCCUCGUCGUCAGUUCUGUUCGUGGCGCCGGCCGACAAACUAGCGCUCGUCGUGGCCGAGUUGGAGAGGAGGCUGCCCGCGCACUUCCUGGGCCUGAAGAAGGCCUACCCCGACCGGAGGAGAGUAUUGAGGAGCGCGACGGAAGACCGCGCGUCGCGGGCGAUGAAGCACCUCAAGCACGUCCACCACCACCAAACGGCGCGCGAGCGGCACAAGGCGCGCACGGCGCACUGGGAGCACGCGGCGCUCGAGGAUGCCUUCGUCGCGUCGAAUCCGAUCGAUCUGGGGGUCUACGACCGGGCCGUCGCGGCGCUGGAGCAGCGCGCGGAGGCCUGCGCGGGGACGCGGCGGGACAACCACUAA